This is a messenger RNA of Amphibalanus amphitrite, 2281 nucleotides long. Its product is annotated as homeobox protein TGIF2-like. Bases 267 to 1244 code for a protein of 325 amino acids. Gene Ontology annotation, molecular function: RNA polymerase II cis-regulatory region sequence-specific DNA binding; DNA-binding transcription factor activity, RNA polymerase II-specific. The transcript has 3 exons. The record is from RefSeq and is a predicted model, not a curated record. Gene Ontology annotation, biological process: regulation of transcription by RNA polymerase II. Lineage: Eukaryota; Metazoa; Arthropoda; Thecostraca; Balanomorpha; Balanidae.
CGGCGGCGGCGGCGGUGGGGGGCGGGUCCGCCCGUGCCGCCCGCUGGCAGCCUGCCGCCCAGAGCCGCCCGGAGCCGCCACGUGCUGCGCCAGUCCACCUGGGGGCGCUGGGUGCCGCCGGCCGCGCUCCAUCAGUGUGCGUGAGCGGCCGCCCGCGGCUGUGGCCGUCCCGUCCGCGUCCGAGCUCCGAGCCCGCCCUCCUACCGGAGCUGCCCCAGCUCCCCGAGCUUCAGCCGCGCGCCAGCCGCCGACCGGGACGCCGCGUCAUGAAGGGACGCAAAGCCGGCGCCAGAGGACCGCCGUCACCGGGAGGGAGUGACGACUGCAGCGACUCGAAACGGCGCCGCGGCAACCUGCCCAAGGACUCCAUCAAGGUGCUCAAGGGGUGGCUCUUCGAACACCGCUACAACGCCUAUCCGAAUGAUGACCAGAAGGCUGAACUGGCCAUGCAGGCCAACCUCACCGUCCUGCAGGUGUGCAACUGGUUCAUCAACGCCCGUCGCCGGAUCCUCCCUGAGCUGAUACGACAGGAGGGUAACGACCCGGACCGCUUCACCAUCAACCGCAAGAGCAGGCGGCCCAAGGAGCCGGAGCCGUCCCCUCCGGAGGCGCCGCCGGCCGAGUCGGCUCCCUCGACCGGCACCUGGAGCCGGGGCUGGACGGAGCCGGCGCCCGGCCACCGGUUCCUGCCGCCCAUCUCUCAGAUCUCGGGCGCCCAGGACCCGCCGGCGCCGCCCGUGCCGCCCCCAGCGCCGCUGCCGCCGCCACCUCUGGUCUGCUCGUCGAUUACGUCGUCCAUGCCGUCAUCCAUGCCGUCAACGAUGGCGUUGUCAAUGUCAUCAAUGACAUCGUCGAUGUCAUCUUCAAUGGCGUCCUCAAUGUCGUCAUCAAUGUCGUCGAUGCCUCUACCGUCAUUCAGCGCGUACCAGGCGGCGGCAGCGGCGGCGGCGGCCGAGUCGUGCGCUCUACCGGCGCCGUACCCCUCCGUGUCGUACCCGCCGUACUCUGGAUACAUGGACCCGCUGCAGUUUCCGGCCGCUCAGGUGACACCGCCGCCGACCCCGCCGCCUCUGCAGCUGUCGCAGCCGCCGCAGCAGCUGUCGCAGCCGCCGCAGCUGCCGCAGCCGCCGCAGCUGCCGCAGCUCGGCCGGAGGGACAGCUUCGACGGGCUGCAGCUUCUGAUGGACGCCGCGGCGCUACAGGGCGAUGGUACGGCCGAGGAGAAAACCUACCUCAGCUUGUGAUAGCAGCGCGAGCGGCGCGCCAGCAGUCGGUGAUAGUGUGUGGUGUGAGUGCGCAAGGCGGCCCUGAGGGAGCGCGGCGCCGCUAGCGCCCCUAGUGGCAGCCAGAAGAAGCUUUAGUUUGGAGAAGGAACACUGGUUGUUUGAGGAGCAAUGAGUGCCGAAGCGUGGAGUGAACGUCGAGAGGGGUGUUGCUGGAACAUUGCUCAUUGAAUCUGAACGAACAGUUCGAUUCGUUAUUAGUGCUUGAGGGAGUUUGUGAAACAUAUUGAGCUUCAGUCAUGAAUUGUUUGGAGUAUUCUAGCCAAUGGCGAUCGGUGCCCUAAUGGCCAUUUUGAUGUAACCAACAGCACACGUUGAGGAGAGGGGAUAACGAUUGUAUUUGACUAGGGCUGUAUUUGAGAGCCAAAUACCGUGGUACUUUCGCAAAAUAUGUGUGAUUAAGCUCACUUGCCUACGAUAUCUAGACGAUUUUCUACAGAUACAUGUCUGGCUAAAAAGAUCGUCACGAGAAUGAGCUGCCGUAUGUGACUGCUUGCCUCGGAUAUCUAAAGUAACAAGGAUUUAAUAUCAGCAACGCAUUCGUUAUAUACAACUAAGCCUCCAGGAGCCACAAGACUUUGGUGUCAACAGCGUAUAAUCGACAAAGCGUAACAGAACAAUAACACUGGUACGUUUUUGAUAGACAUUUAGUAUGUAGAUUUAGGCGACUUGACUGAGGGGUAACAAUAUGCCAGCGCCGGGCUCAGCUGCAAUGUGCCUUAUUGCACCUCACCCGUGUUCAAUGUUACCAGCGCGGCGUUACCAUGGUUACCCGUGGCCGUGAGACGCGGUAGGCGCGCCGUUGCAGACCGAGUGACAUGUUCCUUGAUAAGCGCGCAUGGCGAUAGCCUGGACCCAUAAACGUAGUUCAAAGCGGAGCGGUCCGCGUGUAGCGGGUGUCCGUUCCCCUGGCGUUGCUCAAUUAGUUAGGAUAGCUACGGGUGUGCAUUAGUUCAGCAUUCCAGACCGUGUGACAGGAAAAUAUACAAGUCCAGAAU